Molecule: messenger RNA, 2226 nt
Organism: Mucor velutinosus
Lineage: Eukaryota; Fungi; Mucoromycota; Mucoromycetes; Mucorales; Mucoraceae
Exons: 6
Coding region: 1-2226 (741 amino acids)
Biological process (GO): protein processing
Cellular component (GO): plasma membrane
Molecular function (GO): metalloendopeptidase activity
Source: RefSeq, a predicted model, not a curated record
AUGGCAACAAACUCCCUUACCAGUAGUACUACCAAUUCAACACCAUGCUCCACACUAGCAUGUACCACACUUGCUAAUGCUAUUCUUGGUGAUCUUGACCUCAAUGUGGAUCCAUGCUCUGACUUUUACCAAUACACUUGUGGAAGUUGGCUUGCAAAAACCACGAUUCCUGACGACAAAGUUUCUACAGGAGCAUUGGAGAAAGCCAAUGAUGUCAAUACAGAAAUCAUGCGAUCCAUCUUGGAGGGAACAUACGACGACGUGUAUGCCAAUCUUGCUGGCUCAGAUGAAGGCUUCCACACACAAGAUCAGCAAGAUGCUGACAAGGAAAACUUCGAUACCAUGCAGAAAUACUAUAAAGUGUGUUUGAAUGAGAACCGCAUCGAUUCGUUAGGGCCUACUCCCAUUUAUCAGGAUGUUGCUAAUUUAGAAAAUGUGCUGUUCCCGGUCGAGAAUGAUAUGCAAAUUUUUUCCAACAAGACUACACCAUUGCUCAGCCAAACAUUGGCUAAACUGAAUCAGCUUUCCAUCGCUGCACUCAAUGUAUUUUACAUCAACCCUGACGACAAACUUCCAAACAUCAAUGCCAUUCUGGUGGAUCAAGUCUCGCUUGGAUUGCCCUCAAAGGAGUACUACGAAGUCCCAGAGACAUUGGCCAAAUACAAGACUGGUUUGAACGAUAUUCUGACAAAGACUAUUGGCACCUAUUCCAAUCACACGGAGGAUGCCAAGUUGCGUGAUACGGAAAGCAAAAAGUCCAACUUUACAAGAUGGUCCAGCGAGAAAAUUGCAGCUGCUGUGGAUAGAUUCAUUGACUUUGAGACUAAAUUGGCCAACAUAUCCCUUAAGGGCGAGGAAAUGCGUGAUCCUGUCAAGCUGUAUAAUCCUAUCAAAGUGUCUGAUUUCCAAGCAAACAACUCAUAUAUUGACUGGACUUCUCUCAUCGCAGCUCUCGUUCCCAGCAGCGUUCAACCACCCGACAGUGUUGUCAUUCGAGCCACGCCCUACUUUGAAAGGCUCAAUGAGUUACUCUCUAGCGGCAAUGUCACUGAAAGGACCCUGCAAGAAUACUGUAUCAUCACAUUUGUCACUAAAAAAAUUUACGCCUUGGACAGCACAUCGCGUGAAGCCUCUCGAAAGAUGGAGGGUGAGAUUUCCAGUGGUACAACAGCAGAGCGUCCUCGUUGGGAAACUUGCACCAACUAUGUCAGUAAUGCCAUCUCGAAUUCCAUGGCCAGACUCUAUGUUCUCAAAAAAUUUGGCGGUGAAGCAGAGCGUAAAAAGGUGGAAACCUUUUUGACCAACAUUCAUGAAACCUGGCUGGAUCGUUUGACUGAAAUUGACUGGCUUGAUAAUCAAACUAGAGCCAAAGCUAUUGAAAAAGUGAAUUUGAUUAAGCACCAGGUUGCUUACAGUAUUGUGUCUCCUGAUUUGAGACAGCCCAAUGCUAUCAAAGAGUACAAUGAUGGAAUUUACAUCAAUGAAACUAGCUUCUACGAUACGGAAGACAUCCUCACCACUUGGUACACAAGAAAGCUCUGGGAGAAGGCUGGACAACCCGUCGACCAUGAUGAAUGGCUCAUGUCUCCUCAAACCGUGAAUGCCUAUUAUUCUCCCAACAGCAACCAAAUAGCCCUGUUGGCAGGCGUCUUAGUUAACCCACUCUACAACACUACACAGCCGGAAUACUUGAACUAUGGUGGCAUUGGUAUGGUUGCUGGCCACGAAAUCACUCAUGCUUUUGAUAGCAUUGGCAGAAAAUACGAUGGCAAAGGUAUAUUGACUGAUUGGUGGACAAAUGCCACUGCUGCCCAAUUUGAAGAAAAGACGAAAUGCUUUAUUGAUCAAUACUCUAAAUUCACUGUUUCUGGACCCAAUAACUCAACUCUUUAUGUUAAUGGCUUGUUGACUCUGAGUGAAAACUUGGCUGACAAUGGUGGCGCAUCUAUUGCGCUGACUGCCUACAAGAAACUUGCUAAACAAGAGCAGGCAUUACCAGGAUUGGAGAAAUUGUCACCUGAGGCUCUAUUUUUCGUCAAUCUGGGCCGUUCUUGGUGCAGCAAGCAAAGAGACGAAAUUGCUCAACAAUCAAUUUACGUAGAUGUACAUUCACCCACCACUGCUCGCGUCAAUGGCAUUGUGCAAAAUAGUGCUGAAUUUGCAAAGGCAUUCAAUUGUCCUGCUGGUAGCCCAAUGAACCCACAGAACAAGUGUACCAUGUGGUAA